Molecule: messenger RNA, 1539 nt
Organism: Glycine soja
Lineage: Eukaryota; Viridiplantae; Streptophyta; Magnoliopsida; Fabales; Fabaceae
Product: RHOMBOID-like protein 1
Exons: 6
Coding region: 115-1305 (396 amino acids)
Biological process (GO): proteolysis
Cellular component (GO): membrane
Molecular function (GO): serine-type endopeptidase activity
Source: RefSeq, a predicted model, not a curated record
UCAAAUCAAUCAUCACCUUCAUUACAUUAUUCCCACUUGGCUAUGCCUAGAGUUUGAUCAAAUUUGGCUAGAAAAAAGUGUUCAAGAAUUUAAUCUUUUCUUUAUUUUCUCUCUAUGCAUAUUGCUCCACAUAGUUCAAUGGCUAUGGAGGGAGAGCUACAACCAUCACAAGUUCAACUCAGGGUAAACUCUAGGCAGUGGAGGAAAGUGGUAAAUGUACAUUCAAUGGAGAUAGACCCAUCUUUCACUUCAAAAGUUGAACACAGGGAAGUGAAGCAUUUCAAGGAAUGGUUUCCUUGGUUGAUUCCCUUCUUUGUCAUUGCCAAUGUUAUUGUGUUCAUCAUCACCAUGUAUGUCAAUGAUUGCUCCAAGACUUUGGCCACUUGCAUUGCCCCGUUCCUGGGUCGUUUUUCCUUUCAGCCUUUCAAUGAGAAUCCUCUUCUGGGGCCAUCAUUAAUAACGCUACGGAAAAUGGGGGCUCUGGAUGCGAACAAAGUGGUUCACAGACACCAGGGUUGGCGCCUCAUCACUUGCAUGUGGCUACAUGGUGGAGUAUUCCAUCUAGUGGCAAAUAUGUUUGGUCUUCUAGUGGUUGGAAUUCAGCUUGAGAAAGAAUUUGGGUUCGUGCUUAUUGGAUUGCUAUUUGUCAUUUCUGGAUUUGGGGGUAGCUUGCUUUCUGCUCUUUUCAUUGGGGAAAAAGUCUCUGUUGGUGCUUCUGGUGCUCUUUUUGGCUUACUAGGAGGCAUGCUUUCAGAACUCCUUACUAACUGGUCAUUGUAUGAAAAAAAGCUAGGAGCUCUCUUCACUUUUGUGUUUGUCAUUGCUAUCAAUCUAGCAGUGGGGGUUCUCCCACAUGUGGACAACUUUGCUCAUAUUGGAGGGUUUCUUUCAGGAUUUCUUCUUGGAUUUGUGUUCUUGAUCCGUCCCCAGUUUGGAUGGAUUAAGCAACGAAAUGCUCCUCAGCCAUAUUCUCCAACAUUAAUUAAACCAAAAUUCAACAAAUAUCAGUGCAUCUCCUGGAUCCUAGCCCUGAUCCUGUUAAUUGUUGGGUUUACCACUGGUCUGAUUGCACUUCUCCGUGGUAUUGAUGCAAAUGAUUACUGCUCCUGGUGCCAUUAUCUGUCUUGUGUUCCAACUUCAAGAUGGAACUGCAAUCCACCAAAAUCUUCAUCUUGUGUUGUGACAGAGCAGAUUGGCAACCAGCUGAACUUGAUAUGCUCAAGCAAUGGAAAAUCCAGUACAUAUUAUAUGCAAAAUCCGACCGAUCCCCAGAUCUAUGAAUUGUGUGCUCAACUUUGUACUUGAGUUUUGAUAAAUUCCUUCUGCUUUAUUAUAUGAUACAAAAGUCGUACAUUUUGUUUUAAUUAAUACAUUUGUUUAUAUCAUUUUGUGUAAGUACUAAGUAGUACCGAUUGAUUUGCUACUUAUUGUACUGCUAUAGGAAAAUGUUACUCAUACAGCUGAUUUGUAUUAUAAAAAAUUGGGUUCAAAACUUCAAAUUGCUUUGAUAUGGAAUCACUUGAUUAUUUUAUGAAGUUA